ACAAGCAGCCCGGCCGCUAGGUUAGUAUAUAACUAUGCUUGAAGUUAAUAUAUAUAUAUAUAUAUGCAUAUCCAAAAACAAGAAAUUAAAGAAAGCUUAGAGAGGGAAAGAUAAUGGAGAUCCAAAGGCCACAUGCUGUCUGCAUUCCCUAUCCAGCUCAAGGCCAUAUAUUCGCCAUGCUCAAGCUAGCCAAGCUUCUUCAUCACAAAGGCUUUCACAUUACCUAUGUUCUCACUCAAUUCAACUAUGCCCACAUCAUGAAAGCCAGAAACUUCCUCCCUCUCACUCAAUCACCCACUUUCCGUUUCGAAACAAUCCCCGACGGGCUUCCCUCACGGGAGAACCCCGACACCGCUCUAGACAUCGCCGACCUCUGCUUUUCCACGGCCAAGAAUUGCUAUGCUCCGUUCAUGGAGUUGAUUGAUAUGCUGAACAGAGCGUCGGAUGUUCCUCCAGUUUCUUGUGUUGUUUCUGAUGCUCUUAUGGCGUUCACUGUUGGGGCUUCCCAGGAGCUGGGUAUUCCGGUAGUAUUUUUUUUCCCAAUUAGCGCUGUUGCCAGUUUGAUGCACAUAUAUUCUUCUGAUAUUCGUGACAAGGUUUCCAAAAACAAAGAUGUCAUUUUUGGUGACUAUAUUAUUGAUUGGAUCCCGGGAGUCAAAAGUAUUGGCCUGAGCGAUAUCCCAACCACAGCUUGGUCCACUGAUCCAAAUGACCCCUUCAUCGACUAUUUAAUUUCACAAGUUUCAAAAAGCUACAAAGCUUCAGCUGCCAUCUUUAACACAUUUGAUGAGUUAGAACCCGAGGUGUGUAAGGCAUUGUCCUCUAUGUUCAACAGGGUCUACACUAUCGGCCCCAUCCCAAUGCUUCUCAAAGGAUUACCAAAGAGCGAAAUCGACAAAAUCGAAUGUAAUCUAUGGAAAGAAGAUUCCACUUGUAUUCAAUGGCUAGAUACUAAAAACCCAAAAUCAGUAGUUUAUGUGAAUUUUGGGAGUAUGGCCGUUACCAACCCAGAAAAGUUGGUAGAGUUGGCAAUGGGGCUAAGUAAAAGCAUGAAAAAUUUCUUGUGGAUUAUCCGGCCCGAACUCAUUUCUGGGGACUGGUCUACAAUUCUCCCUCCAGCGUUUACGGAUGCGUUCAAGGACAGAGGCUAUAUAGCCGACUGGUGCGAUCAAGAGCAAGUGCUGAAUCACCCUUCUGUCGGGGGAUUCUUGACCCAUUGCGGGUGGAAUUCUAUGGUGGAAAGUAUGAGCGCGGGAGUGGCAAUGGUUUGUUGGUCGUUUUUCGCGGACCAACCGCUAAACCGGUAUUGUUGUUGCUCGGAAUGGAGACUUGGUUUAGAGAUAGAGAAUGAUGUGAAGAGAGAGAACGUUGAGAGUGUGGUGAGAGAGCUGAUGGAAGGAGAGAAGGGUAGAGAGGUGAAGAAGAAGGCGUUGUUUUGGAAGGAAAGAGCUGAGGUGGCUACUAGUGUUGGAGGUUCAUCAUUUCUAAAUUUGGAUAAGUUGAUUGGGGAAGUACUGCUCAGUGGUGGCCAGCAUUUUCCAAAUGGUGUAUAAGUGUUUGUAUUCGUGGGCAAGUUAAUUAUGUAUAAGUGUUUCACUAUUUAUUUUUGAAAUAAGGUAACAUGAUUGUAUUGCAUUGAUAGUAUUGAAUUCUUAUUACAAUUCAAGUAGAAUAUGAAGGAGCUCAAAAGGUUUUAUUGUAGUGUGGAAGUGUACUAAGUCUAUGAAAUUGAAUUAUUUUGUUGAUUAAAAGAUGUCUCUAUUUAUAGUA
Molecule: messenger RNA, 1770 nt
Organism: Ipomoea triloba (trilobed morning glory)
Lineage: Eukaryota; Viridiplantae; Streptophyta; Magnoliopsida; Solanales; Convolvulaceae
Product: 7-deoxyloganetin glucosyltransferase-like
Exons: 2
Coding region: 114-1553 (479 amino acids)
Molecular function (GO): UDP-glycosyltransferase activity
Source: RefSeq, a predicted model, not a curated record